This is a messenger RNA of Mugil cephalus (flathead mullet), 492 nucleotides long. Its product is annotated as Cyclin-dependent kinases regulatory subunit 2-like. Gene Ontology annotation, cellular component: cyclin-dependent protein kinase holoenzyme complex; SCF ubiquitin ligase complex. Gene Ontology annotation, molecular function: protein kinase binding; histone binding; ubiquitin binding. The transcript has 3 exons. NCBI's taxonomy places the organism in Eukaryota, Metazoa, Chordata, Actinopteri, Mugiliformes, Mugilidae. Gene Ontology annotation, biological process: regulation of mitotic cell cycle. The record is from RefSeq and is a predicted model, not a curated record. Bases 109 to 339 code for a protein of 76 amino acids.
UCAACCAAUCAGAGCCUUCGUGCUAUUUUCAAGAAAUAAGCCAAACGUGAGUUGUGCUGUCAUCCUGUCAAGCUUUUCUCAACAACCGACACACUUUAUCCCAAAGUUAUGUCUCGCAACAACAUUUACUAUUCGGACAGAUAUAGAGACGACCAGUAUGAGUACAGACAUGUCGUUCUGCCUCGGGAAAUGGUGAAGUACGUCCCGAAGUCCCACCUGAUGUCUGAACUCGAGUGGAGACAACUGGGAGUGCAGCAGAGUCAAGGCUGGAUCCACUACAUGAUACAUGAACCAGAGCCCCACAUCCUUCUGUUUAGAAGACCUCUACCUAAGCACUGACACAAGGACGAUUGAGCCUGCUGUAGUAUUUUUUAUUAUUAUUUGGUAUCCAUGGAGUACUGCUGGUGAUUGUGUACUGUGCAUUAGUUGUAUUUGGUAUAAAGAUUUGAUUAUGUGCUGUAUAUGGGAUCCACAAUAAAAGUGAGAAAGACA